This is a messenger RNA of Strongylocentrotus purpuratus (purple sea urchin), 1680 nucleotides long. RefSeq lists its product as uncharacterized. The transcript has 10 exons. The record is from RefSeq and is a predicted model, not a curated record. Bases 53 to 1255 code for a protein of 400 amino acids. Lineage: Eukaryota; Metazoa; Echinodermata; Echinoidea; Camarodonta; Strongylocentrotidae.
UGACAUCUCCGUUGGUCGCGGACAAAGAUAGGACUGUCAUAGAGUUGGUUUCAUGAAACAACACCCAGUAAGGUACUUGCUGGGUCGAUUAUUUUCUAUUGGAGAGGCGAACAUAUUUGCAAAGAUGGCACAAAUUAUUCCGGUUUAUCUUCCACUUUGGGUGGUUAUAAUAACGGUCUAUGUUUCUUGGUGUACAUCUGGAGUAGGCGCCAUUAUAGCUGGUGGCUUGCCAUUGAUUUGCACGAGUCCUUGUCAACAAACGGAUGCAUCUCGUGUUUCAAGUUCAUCGCUCCCACCAUGCGUUAUUACUCCAAAUUGCUGGAAUCGGAACACCGUACCUGUAAACCAGGCACCAGGUGGUCCCCUCCAGGUUGGUAUGGGUUCUUCGUCUGUCAUAGGACCAGAUGGAAAGGUCUACCUGGAGAUUUCUCCUCAGUGGCGUGCAUCGCAAGAUCGCAUUAGCCUUUUGACUGGAUAUGAAGUUAAGGUCAUGUGCAGCAGGAAUGUUUGUGCUUCACAAUAUUUCUGUGUCACAAUGUUAUUCAACAGAACAUUGACCAUUGAGGAUACUCGUUCUAAUUUUACGGUGAGCUGUCAGUAUGGGAAUUUUUCCCAGCCUAGCAUGGACUACGUCAUUAUUAUAAAGAGCCUUCCGAAGAAUAAUGAUGAUUCAAACAAAGGAAGUCAUAUCGCAGCCCUUCCAAGUUGUAAACAAGAACCACAGGUUUCUCUUUGCAAUAUUGAAGAAGCUGAAAGUUGUGUAGACUCUCCCCAGAACUGGGUGCCAGAAUACAAACCCUUCAUUAGUCAGAUCAGCAAUGGCUCUGUAGUCGUCUCAUUUUGGCCGAGUACCAGUCAGACAUACCCUAGAUACCACGUCUUGCUUGAGGAAGUAGUAGAUGUUAAAGAACGCAGAAUGCCACACUUCUUUGAAGCAUACUUUAAUUCACAAAGAGAUGGCAACCCUAAUGUGUAUUUUAACAACGUUUCCGAGGGAAUUUAUAUAGCUUAUGUAUCUAUUGAUGAAAACAUUUGUCCAGAUUGCACGUAUUUCAGAUCGAGCAAUAACAUUACUGCUCGUGCCAUGCCCACUCCCGCCCCCUCAACACCACCUACUUCACGCCGGAUCAACACCCGUCCUAGAGACCCUGAGGAGGUUAGCAUCUCAAAUAAAUCAGGAUCUACACUCCAUUUAGCAGCGCUGGCCGGAGCUCUGGGAGGAGUUCUUGGGUUAUUCUCAUCAUGGUCCUCAUAGCCCCCACGCGUAAGAGGAACUCUUUACCUCCUUUUAAACAAAUUGGUUUUGAUAAAGAGAUUGGAGGAGAUAAUUUGGAAAGAUCAGCCAUGUUUCAUCGGAAUAACAUGCCAUACGGUUAGACCAUUUACCACAUCACAUUAUCUGACCCAAUGUUAGAACUUAUGUCUGUACUGAUCCCGCGUUUCUAUAAAGACUGGUAAAAACAAUUCUCGUUCGUAGUCUCCAAUCAAUAAGUGUCAUAAUAAACACGUGAAAGGUGAAUUAUCAAUAACUUCUCUGAUAUUCUUUCAAUUAAUCUUUGCAAUAACUCUUGAUAAUUUUUUAUUGCAAAGUUUAAAUAUGAAAUGUUUACGAAACACCACAUUGUUUAGAUAGCUUACACCUUCAAUUGAUUUACCAUGAUUUCUUUAAUACUUAGCAAU